Misgurnus anguillicaudatus (oriental weatherfish) is the source of this 3344-nucleotide messenger RNA. RefSeq names its product eukaryotic translation initiation factor 5A-1. Gene Ontology annotation, molecular function: ribosome binding; translation elongation factor activity; RNA binding. NCBI's taxonomy places the organism in Eukaryota, Metazoa, Chordata, Actinopteri, Cypriniformes, Cobitidae. The record is from RefSeq and is a predicted model, not a curated record. Gene Ontology annotation, biological process: positive regulation of translational termination; positive regulation of translational elongation.
GGUGAACGCGCAUGCGCAGUGAAGAGGAAACUGCCGAGGUUCGUUUCAUGGUAUGUGUGGUUGAUUUUGUACGAAUCAGAGAGAGGGAGAGCAAGAAGAGUGUUUAGGAUUCAUUCGUUGGGACAACCCUUAUCACCAACCUGUCACUGAAACUGAAAUCGGAAAGAGAAGAACGCCUGUAAUGACAGCCGUGUCAAGAUAGCUGAAUGAUUGAAUAAGCACAACAGAGGCAUCGAUAGCUGAUAACAACUAAACAGCAAACAGAUCUGAGAGAAAAGAGGAAAAAUAUCCAGUCGGACUAUCUAGCUGUUGGGCUGUCCCUGAAAGCGUGUAGUGUGGGAAAGACUGUAAACUAGGAAAGACAUGGCAGACUCUGACUUGGACUUCACAACAGGCGAUGCUGGUGCCUCCGCUACCUACCCCAUGCAAUGUUCUGCCCUGCGCAAGAAUGGUUUCGUGGUGCUUAAAGGUCGACCAUGCAAGAUUGUGGAGAUGUCCACAUCCAAGACUGGCAAACAUGGACACGCAAAGGUUCACAUGGUGGGCAUUGACAUUUUCUCUGGCAAAAAGUAUGAGGAUAUAUGUCCCUCAACCCACAAUAUGGAUGUCCCUAACAUCAAAAGAAUGGACUACCAGCUUAUUGGGAUACAGGAUGGCUACCUGUCCCUGCUCCAGGACAGUGGCGAGGUCAGAGAAGACCUGAAAAUGCCAGAGGGAGACCUGGGCAAAGAGAUAGAAAGCAAGUUCGAUGCUGGUGAAGAAAUCCUGAUCACGGUCCUGUCUGCUAUGAACGAGGAAGCUGCAGUAGCCAUCAAAGCCAUGGCUAAAUAAAACACAGCAGGGGAUGACAAGAUGCACUGGACCUGGAUAAGAGAGAAUCAGACCUCAGCAAAUGCUAUCCUCCUUUUUGUUUUUUCAUUCUUUCUCUACUUCUCUUUCUGCAUUUAAACCCCAUAUGUGGGUAAAAACUAGAAAAUAAUUGGAACAAAAAAUUCUGGGAAAAUCAGAAAAAAAAAUCAACAGAAAGUUGAAUGUAUUAAAAGAGACAGAGAUGGAAAGUGAGCUUAAACGCUGUAGUGAUGGACAAUUGGGGUGGGAAACAUUUUGGGUGGGGGUGUACCUCCUAUGUCUUCACUGGUAUAUGGCAUGGCACUGGUAUGUGAUUGGCCAAACUUAUGCAUUUUCGUUCAAUUCAAAACAAUAAAUAGGACAUAUAGACCCCCCCCAUCAUAAUUCACAAUAGAUGUAAGAGGUCUUUUAUGCAAAGGAAAAACACAUUUUCCUGUGAAGUACAGAUAUAAAGGCCAUGACAUGAGUAAUAGAAAGCAGUUUUGUCUCUCUUCGCUACAGGACCAAGUGAUUGUACCUUCCCUUUCAUCUUCCAGUACCUUAAUGUAAGCAUCCCUUAGGAAGGGACGACAAUAUCACACAAGCAGGUGUGCAUGUAUGGAUACAGGAAGACUGACCCCAAAAUAAAGAGGGGGGGGGGGGUCACCAUUGUAUCAAAAUUUCACAAGGAUUUGCUUUCUUUCUAUGUGAAAGAUGCAAGGUGUCGUAAGCCUUAGAUCUCUUGCUAAAUCACACACCACACAUUUCUGCCUGUAAUGUCCUGGCCUGAAGUGGCCUAUGGUGGCUUGCUUUACGACAGAUUACCACAAACUCCUGUCUUCAAGUAUAGGGGCUGGAUGAAAAUUUGAAAGAAUGGUAAUCACCCCCUUUAAAACUGGUUGCGUCCUAAUCGGGUCAUGAUUACAGAUAUUACUGUCCUACACAUUACUCUACUGUCAAGUGAAGUGUGAGUAAUGUUGUUUUUGUUCGUUCAGAGACUGUGAUUAAGAAAUAAAAAUAUAAAGUCAUUUGUAUUCUAGCAAGGCAACCCAACUCGAUAUUAAAGAGAGCACAUAUAAAUCACGACUUUGUUUCAGUUUGUGAUGGGUUUUGGGCUCUUUGUACUCAUUGUUUAUAGUCAAAUAUUACCUAUAAUGGCAUGGUUGCUGGCAAACUCAAAAAAGAAAAGAAAAAAUUGCAUUUAAAGACAAAACAACUGAAAAAGUUUGACAAAGUUAUCUUAAUUGUAUAGCCGGGAUAAAGCCAUGUAAUGCAAGACAUAUCUCUGUUACUCAUCUACUUAACUGUAUUACUAACAAACACAAAGUUUAUUGUGAAAUUUUUCUUCUGAAUUUUUUAUAAGAGCUUGUACUUAACUUCCAACCCAAGAAAAUCUUCUGACAUAAAGCGACUCUCUGCAUCAUAAUCACAAAGCCAACAACAGCAAAUUGUGUACAACCUUUUAUGUAGUUGCUCAAAAUACACUUUUAAAACAGUUUCAGAUACACAUUAUCAAGAGGCAUUCCCACCCACAAAGGAAAUUAAUGUCUGCCAUAGAUCGAGAACCUUUAUAGUCCAUAAUUAUUUAUGAACCACAGGUUUUGUUGCAUGGGACAUUAAUUACUCAAUGUAAAAAGACUAUUCAAAUUGACUGGCUUUCUUCUAAAGUCUCAGAAAAGAGCUUUGUGUAACAUGCCACCUUGUUAUGAUCAGAUUUUAGUUGUUAAUGUGGUUUUCCAUGAUGAUAGAAUCUCUGUCCAGGCUGAGGAAGAAAUGCGUGCCGUGAUGCCGGCUGAGGAGAACUCUGAAAUGGAGCCUAAGACAGAAUAAAGAAGAAAAAAAACUCUGUGUAAACUAUUGUAUAAUAUUAAAAACAUGAAAUUAGCUGAAAGGGAUAGUUCACCCCAAAAUGUAAAUUUUAUCGUAAUUUAGUCAACCUCUUAAUCAACCUUAUUCUGUUGAACACAAAAGAAAAUGGUAACCACGCAGUUGACGGCACCCACUGACUUCCAAAUACUAUGGAAGUCAAUCGUUGCCAUCCCUGUGUGGUUACCAUCAUGUAUCAAAAUAUCAUCUUUGGUGUUCAACAGAAUAAAGAAACUUAUACAGGUUUAGAGCAACAUGAGGGUGAGUAAAUGAUAAUAAAAUUUACAUUUUGGUCUGAACUAUUCCUUUAUCUGUGAUAAAACGUUUCAAUAUUGCUAAAUAUUGUUUUAAUACUAAAGGAUCAAAUGAUGUUUAAUUGUAGAAAUUAUGGUUUGUGGUAAUGCAGAAUGUAAAGUAGACAUGAGCACUGAAAAUAACAGCAAAAGUGUUCUGUAGCUCAACUAAUACGAGCAACACAGGUCACGGGUUCGAUUUAUGGUGAAUGCAUGAAUUGCUGAAACAAAUAUAUACCCUGAAUGCACUUGGAUAUAAGUAUCUGCCAAAUGUAUAAAUGCAAUGUAAAUUUAAAAAUGAAGCAAAGUAAUAAUACAACUUGAGAUGGAUUAAAGGAAAUGAAAUAAUGACAACAU